Molecule: messenger RNA, 3300 nt
Organism: Macadamia integrifolia
Lineage: Eukaryota; Viridiplantae; Streptophyta; Magnoliopsida; Proteales; Proteaceae
Product: two-component response regulator-like PRR37
Exons: 9
Coding region: 578-2944 (788 amino acids)
Biological process (GO): cytokinin-activated signaling pathway; phosphorelay signal transduction system
Molecular function (GO): protein binding
Source: RefSeq, a predicted model, not a curated record
UCGUUUCUGUCCACGUUGGAAGUUCCAGAAUCUUUCGUGGCCUUCCGCGGACACUCCAGACCUCCAUUUUCUCCACGUCAUCCACCUCGAAAUAAUCUAAUAUCUUCUCGUUCACGUCGAUAUCUGUCUCACUUUAGCUUCUUCGUAGUUUUCCGACCAGUCAAGCUUCUCGGCAACUCCUGGAGAGAGAGAGAAAAAAAAAAAAAAAAAAAGAAGAAAGAAAAGAAAAUUAAAGGAAGAAGAAGAAACGAAUAAAGCUCUCUUAAUAACUAAAUCGAUCUGAAAACAAUGGCGUAUUGUUUCUGCUAAGUGUCAAAGUUUGAGUCUGAUCUCGCAGUUUGUUGCAGUCUUUCAGCAAGAUCAAGCUCAACGGAGGUUUCUUUGUUAUUUAUCAAUCAAUGGAGCUUUAGAGGUGUUUCGGCCUUAGGGUAUGAGAUUAAAUUGUUGAUCUUAUGAUUGUGGAGGGUGAUUGAUCUUAUGAUUGUGGAGGGUGAUUUCUUGUGGGCAACGGAAUGUGCAAGUUCUCUAGUGUGGUGAAGGAGGGUUUUUCUCUCAUCGGUCUUUUUGAAUCUGGUUGAUGGGGAGUGUUCCUCUUAACAACGGUGGUAGUGGAACCAAAGGGUUGGCGGAACUAAAUUACCAUGUGCAUGAAGAGCCCAAGGAAAUUAGGGACGGAGUUGUGGGUGAGGGACAGGGUCUCUCAGAAGAAGACGAGUCAAGAGUUAACGACGUUGCUGAGGAUGAAGGACAUGAAGGGCCCAUCCAGGCUUCAGCUGUUGUGCGGCAACAGCAACAACAGCCUCAAGGCCCAGUGGUUUGUUGGGAGAGCUUUCUACCUCGUAGGUCACUGAAGGUUCUGCUGGUGGAAAAUGAUGAUUCAACGCGCCAUGUGGUCAGUGCACUGCUUCGUAAUUGCAGUUAUGAAGUUACGACUGCUUCAAAUGGUUUACAAGCAUGGAAAAUACUACAAGAUCUGGCCAAUCAUAUUGAUCUUGUGCUAACUGAGGUAGUCAUGCCUUGUUUAUCGGGCAUUGGUCUUCUAUGCAAGAUAAUGAGCCACAAAACCUGCAAGAAUAUUCCUGUGAUUAGUUUGUAUGCAGUGAUGUCAUCUCAUGAUUCUAUGGGUAUAGUCUUUAAAUGUUUGUCAAAGGGUGCAGUUGACUUUUUAGUGAAGCCUAUUCGAAAGAAUGAGCUUAAAAACCUUUGGCAACAUGUUUGGAGGAGAUGCCACAGUUCUAGUGGUAGUGGAAGUGAAAGUGGUAUACAGGCUCAAAAAUCUGCCAAGUCAAAAAGUGUUGAAGAAUCUGACAAUAAUACUAGCAGCAAUGAUGAAGAUGAUAAUGGGAGCAUUGGUUUAAAUGUUAGGGAUGGAAGUGACAAUGGAAGUGGCACUCAGAGCUCCUGGACAAAACGCGCAGUAGAAGUUGACAGUCCACAACCUAUGUCACCAUGGGACCAAAUAACCGAUCCUCCUGAUAGCACCUGUGCCCAGGUUAUUCAUCCAAAGACCGAAGCAUUAGGCAAUGAAUGGGUUCCUGUGACUGCAGCAAGAAAAUGCAAAGAACAAGGUGAGAAGCUUGACGGUGUUGCAAUGGGCAAAGAUUUGGAGAUUGGAGUACCUAGAAAUUCAGGUUUACAACUUGAAUUUCCAAGUGAGAAAAUCUCUACCAAUUUUUCCCACACAAAGCAGGAAACAUUGCCUGAACUAGAGCGCAAGGAAGAUAAUGAGGAAAUAGAUAAUGGACUACUACAACUGAACAAGGAGAAGCCAGUAGGUGACAUGAGGGCCCAAGCUGCUGAAUUAAUAGCUACGGUUGCCAACAGUACCAAUCAUAAGGUGGAAACAGGAAUUUCAGAAGUUCCCAAUGCCCUUUCCAAGAUCCCAGAUGUCAGAGAUAAGACUGUAGCUGACAGGGAAGAACUACCAUCCCUUGAACUGAGUUUAAAGAGAUUGAGACGAGUUGGAGAUGUUGGGAGUGCCACUUUUGAUGAAUGCAAUGUUUUGAGACAUUCAGACCUUUCCGCCUUCUCAAGGUACAAUACUGCUUCAACUAUAAAUCAGGCUCCCACUGGAAACAUAGGAAGCUGCUCUCCUCUUGGUAAUAGUUCUGAAGCACUGAAGACAGAGUCAAUGCACAAUUUUCUCUCCCAUUCAAAUGGAACACCUCCAAAUCAACAAUCCAGUAGUAACAACGAUGACAUGGGAUCCACGACUAAAAAUGCUUUCACCAAGCCAGCACUUCUCAAUGAUAAGUGUGCAUCCAUUCCUUCAGCCAAGUCUCUGCACCCUUCUGCCUUCCAACCUGUGCAGAAUGGUCGCAUUUGUCCACCGCAGCAAGUCAUACCCAAGAAGGCUAAUGAUGGAGCAGCUGCCAUAGUCCAGGCACAACCAAAAGGAUCAAAUAAACAAGUUAAAGUCCAGCAUCACCAUUACCACUACCAUCACCAUCACCACCAUCACCACAAUCCGCAGCAACAAUCACCACCACCAGAUCACGAAGAUUUUUCAUUGAAAAAUGUAGCAGCAGCUGCUCCACAGUGCGGGUCAUCCAAUGUGUUUGGUGGGCUUAUGGAAGGUAAUACGGGUAACUGUAGCCUGAAUGGUAGUACCUCGGGAAGUAACUAUGGGAGCAAUGGCCAGAAUGGAAGUAGCACUGCCAUGAACACUGGAGGAAUGAACAUGGAAAGCGACAAUGGGAUAACUGGAAGAAGUGGAGCUGGUGAUGGUAGUGGGAGUGGAGGUGGGAGCGGAGUAGAUCAAAACAGAUCUGCACAAAGAGUUGCUGUAUUGACCAAGUUCCGUCAGAAGAGGAAAGAGAGAUGCUUUGAGAAGAAGGUCCGCUACCAAAGCAGGAAAAAACUGGCGGAGCAGCGACCUCGUGUUCGUGGACAAUUUGUACGGCAAGCAAUGCCUGAACAGACCAGCCAUGAUGCUGAUAGAUGACCUACCCUUGUGCCCUGGUAGUGCAUGUGGAGUUAUGUCCAUGAGAUUAGCCUAGCAGCAUAUGUAGGGGGGAAACAAUUUAAGAGCUUGUGCUAGGACUUUCGAGCAAAGGGGAACAAGUUGAUGGGAUAUUUUGUGAUUAAAGAUCAGACCAUUGACAUUAUAACUCUUAAGACACCUUGGACUUUACUUUAUGGUUGUGGACUUUGAUGACUGCCAGUACAGAGAAGGUAGUCACUCUUCAAAUGGGUAGUGUUCAUCCUGUAAGAAUAGUAUAAGUUGUCAUUCCUUUUGUUGCUGGUGGUUGUGUUUGGACAUGUUUUUUGGCUGUUUCCUAAAGUGCUUUCUUUCCCUAA